Belonocnema kinseyi is the source of this 918-nucleotide messenger RNA. RefSeq names its product trypsin delta-like. Bases 1 to 918 code for a protein of 305 amino acids. NCBI's taxonomy places the organism in Eukaryota, Metazoa, Arthropoda, Insecta, Hymenoptera, Cynipidae. Gene Ontology annotation, molecular function: serine-type endopeptidase activity. The transcript has 3 exons. The record is from RefSeq and is a predicted model, not a curated record. Gene Ontology annotation, biological process: proteolysis.
AUGGAACUUGUGGGUUUGGGAUUUGUGGGUUUGGGGUUUGUGGAUAUCGAGCUUGUGAAUUUGGAGUUUUUGGGGCUUGGAGCUUGUUGGUUAGGUGUUUGUGGGUCUGUUGAAAUGGAGCUUCUGGGUUUGGGGCUUUUUGGUAUAGGGUUUGGAGUUUGUCAGUUUGGAGCUUGUACAGUACAUUCCAAUCCACGAACUGCACGCUCAAUUGGUGGCGCACCAGCACAAGUCACUUACCAAGCUGCUCUGUUGCGAGCUCCGUACGGAACUCUGCAGUACUUGUGCGGCGGCAGUAUAGUUUCAGGUUACUUUGUUCUCACUGCAGCCCACUGUGUUUACGAACCCGUAACAGGCUUGCAAAUUCGAGCAGGAACAUCAUAUUGGUCUAGUGGUGGAAGUUUGCACACACCAAGGCAAAUUAUAAUAUACCCUGGUUACAUAAACAGCAGUAUAAAACUUAAUAGUGCAAGUUCACCUUUGAAUGAUCUUGCCUUGAUUGAAGUCAAUGAACCAUUCAUAGGUCCGAAUAUUGCAGUAGUUAAUCUUUUCGUAGGAGAAACUCCUUCAAACAUUUAUGGCACAGUCAGUGGAUGGGGUUAUAAUGGUAAUCCAAAUUCUGUUAGCGGGACUGAUGUUUUACAAGCUGUAAGCGUGAUUGUUUAUAACAAAAAGACGUGUAAAAUGUAUAGCGAAUUGUAUAACCACAGGUUUAGCAUAAAUUAUCCUGACCAGGGCCAAAUUUGUGGUGGGACAUCAACUACAGCUGCUUGUCGAGGUGAUUCUGGUAGUCCGUUGGUUUAUAAUGGAGCUCAAAUUGGCAUCGUGUCUUAUGGUGGGGAAAUUUGUGGUGAAAUGCCGAGUUAUUAUACUGAAGUUUCAUAUUACGCAUCUUGGAUAAAACAGUACCUUAGAUAA